UCAUCUCUGCUUACUAUUGUGACUAACCAAACAAGUCCACACACAAAACUAUCAAUAUAUUCUAAUCUAUCUCGAUGAUGUGGAUCGUCUUCUCGGCUCUCCUGUUCUUCACCAUCAUCACAAGCUUCUCCGUGAUUCAAACAACCUCCACUUCACCAGCUCUCCAUCCAGAUGAAUUGAAUGCGCUUGAGAAGAUAGCUACUGCACUUGGUAUAAAGAGAGUGAACCUAAGUCAUGAAGACCCAUGUAGUUCAGGAACUCUAAUGAUAACACAACAAGUUGAUUUUGUUUGGAAUCCGGAGGUGAACAACACCAUUGCUUGUAAUUGUAGCUUUAACAACAACACGAUAUGUCAUAUUACAGAAUUAGUUCUCAGGAAUUUUACUCUCGAGGGGAAACUUCCACCUGACUUGGCCAAGCUUCGAUAUCUCCAAUCAAUUGACUUAUCCGCAAACUACCUUACUGGAACGAUUCCAGUGGAGUGGGCUUCAAUGUCACACCUCAUUCUCAUCUCGCUCUCCGGGAAUAGUUUGUCUGGGACUUUACCAACUUGGUUGCAAAACUUAAAGAAUCUGAAGUUCCUAGGGCUUGAAGGAAACCAGUUCUCUGGUCACAUUCCUGAUGAGCUUGGUAACUUGACCAACCUUGAACGAUUGUAUCUUUCAUCCAAUCAAUUUACAGGAAGCUUACCUAUCACUCUCGCUAAACUAGUAAACCUGGAGCGGUUUUGGAUAUGCGACAAUAACUUGAGUGGAACUUUCCCAGCAUAUAUGGGCAACUGGUCUCAGCUUAAAAGGCUAUAUCUAUACGCGAGUGGACUAAAAGGACCUAUUCCUGAUGCAGUGGCCAGCCUAGAAAAUCUUACUGAUCUGAGAAUUAGUGACACGACAGGAAUAGACUCAUUUCCAAUCCUAUCCAGCAAAGCCAUCGAAACCCUGAUUUUGAGGAAUUUGAAUUUGUCUGGUCCAAUUCCUUCUUACAUCUGGAGCUGGCCAAACCUAAGGAGACUAGAUUUAUCGUUUAACAAGCUGACUGGUGAAGUGCAAGAUAUACAUAAAGCACCAAAAUUUACCUACCUGGCUGGCAACAUGCUUACCGGAAACUUUGAAUCUGCUUUCUUGUUCAACAGCAAACCUAAUAUGUAUGUUUCCUCCUACCUGCAUGGCUUGAGAAAGUUGCAGUCAUCCCAACUAAUAUUCUUGUGUUUUUUUAAAAAAAAAUAUUUGGCGAGUCUUCACAGUGAUCUCUCUUAUAACAAUUUAACAUGGUCAUCGAGCUGUCAUGAAAAACGUAACAUUAACACAUACCGGAGCUCAAACUGGAAGAACAAUUUAACUGGUCUUCUUCCAUGCGCUGGUCCAAUCACCUGCAAGAGCUAUCAGAGAUCACUACAUAUAAAUUGCGGUGGAGGAACUGUACAGAUUACAAACUCCUCUCGUAGAAUCACCUAUCAAGCUGAUAACAUUGAGGUCUUGGCGGCAACAAAUCUUCACAUGGAAAGAUGGGGAAUCAGCAACACAGGCGACUUUACCGAUGAUACAAGUGAUGAUGACACGUUUAUCAUUUCAACUAGUUUAAGAACAUCUGGAGGUUCUCCUGAUCUAUAUAAGACCGCACGUCGAUCUGCACUCUCUCUAGUUUAUUAUGCGUUUUGCUUGGAAAAUGGAGCAUACAAUGUGAAACUCCAUUUUAUGGAAAUCCAGUUUUCAGACAAAGAAGUAUACAGUCGUAUAGGCAGACGCAUAUUUGAUGUUUAUGUUCAGGGAGAACUGUUCUUGAAGGAUUUUAACAUUAAAGAGGAGGCUAAUGGGACCCUGAAGCCUGUUGUAAAAGAAUUGAAGGCUGUUAAUGUGACUGAUCAUAUGUUAGAGAUUCGGUUGUAUUGGGCGGGUAAAGGGACAACUUUCAUCCCCAACAGAGGAUACUAUGGUCCUCUUAUCUCUGCUAUCUCCUUGUGUCACAGUCAUGAUCCACUAUGCGGAGCUGAGAAAAUAAAACAUCACAUUAAUUAUCCUCUAGUUUUGGGGGCAACGGGUGCGUUUGUAACAACCACACUCUUGGCUUUGGGAAUAUAUGCUUGGAGGAGACGCAGGGAAGACAAGAUUACGAGAGAAAGAGAUCUGAGAUCCGAGAGUCUGCAAACGGUUUGCUAUACGUGGAAGCAACUGAAAGCUGCAACAAAUAAUUUUGACCAAGCCAACAAACUUGGAGAAGGAGGUUUCGGAGCCGUAUUCAAAGGAGAGCUGCCGGAUGGAACCAUCAUAGCAGUGAAGCAGCUUUCUUCCAAGUCACACCAAGGAAACCGCGAGUUUGUGAAUGAGAUAGGCAUGAUCUCAGGUCUGAAUCAUCCAAACCUUGUCAAGCUUUAUGGAUGUUGUGUUGAGAAGAAUCAGUUGUUACUCGUCUAUGAGUACAUGCAAAAUAACUCCCUUGCUCUUGUGCUGCACGAAAAGAGCUCCCUGAAACUGGAUUGGGUAGCAAGGAAAAAAAUAUGUGUUGGAAUCGCGAAAGGCCUUGAGUUCCUCCAUGAAGGAUCGAUGAUCCGGAUGGUUCACCGUGACAUAAAAACCAGUAACGUGCUUCUAGAUGCCGACCUAAAUGCAAAGAUAUCGGACUUCGGAUUGGCUAGGCUCCAUGAAGAAGAACACACUCACAUUAGUACCAAAGUUGCUGGAACCAUGGGAUAUAUGGCUCCUGAAUAUGUACUAUGGGGUCAGUUAACAGAGAAAGUAGACGUGUAUAGCUUUGGGGUUGUGGUAGUGGAGAUUGUUAGUGGACAGAGUAAUACUAAACACAAGGGAAGUGAUGAUGAUCAAGUCUCCCUUAUCAAUUGGGCACUGACGCUGCAACAGAAAGGGGACAUACUGGAGAUUGUAGAUCCAAUGCUGGAAGGUGACUUUAACAGUAAAGAAGCUGUGAGGAUGAUAAAUGUUGCUCUUGUUUGCACAAACUCAUCUCCUUCGAUGAGGCCAACAAUGUCAGAAGCCGUGCAAAUGCUGGAGGGAGUGAUUGAAAUAAAAGAGGUUAUGCCAGAUUCUGGUUUAUAUGGACACGACUGGAGCAUGUCAAAGCUGAUGCACAUUGAUACACGUGGACGCUCGAGCACCUCUGGUGUGACGGAUCAAACAGAAACAUCAAUGAAAUCCUCUGUUUCUGGUUUUGAUCUCUACCAGUAUCCUUCCUCAUCACUGGAAUGUCCCUAGUGCUCGCUUGAAGCAAAUAACAAUGAAAUCAGAAUACACCAAGUCUCUGUGUAUGCUUAUGAUCUACAUACUAAGUACCGAGUCCAUUAUACUUGACCAUUUCAUUAUCCCUCUCUCUCUCUCUUUAAACAAGUGCUCUCUCCGUGCGCUAGGAUUUUGUCUUGGCCUCUCACUCUUGGCAAGCUUCUCUUCUUACUCUGUUUUUUGUUGUUGUUCUUGUUAACUCACUCACUAUCUGUUUCGUACUUGUGUAACAAUGCACAAGCACACGCUCAUACUCUCUUGGCUCUCUCACGUUUUGUUUAUUCUUGUAGAAGGAACAGAGAACACUUUGUAUGUCUACAUUGUUAACCCUUUUUUCA
Messenger RNA from Brassica oleracea var. oleracea, 3565 nucleotides. RefSeq names its product probable LRR receptor-like serine/threonine-protein kinase At1g29720. Lineage: Eukaryota; Viridiplantae; Streptophyta; Magnoliopsida; Brassicales; Brassicaceae. Gene Ontology annotation, biological process: protein phosphorylation. Gene Ontology annotation, molecular function: ATP binding; protein binding; protein kinase activity. The transcript is spliced from 24 exons. The record is from RefSeq and is a predicted model, not a curated record. Bases 75 to 3203 code for a protein of 1042 amino acids.